Pyricularia oryzae 70-15 is the source of this 156-nucleotide messenger RNA. RefSeq lists its product as uncharacterized. Lineage: Eukaryota; Fungi; Ascomycota; Sordariomycetes; Magnaporthales; Pyriculariaceae. The annotation marks the transcript as partial. The record is from RefSeq and is a predicted model, not a curated record. The transcript has 2 exons.
GAUUUCGUCUUGUUAAUUGGCUGGAAAGACGGAAAGGCUCAAUUUAAAUUGAAGACCAGAGCAUAUUAUGCCCGAAAAAAUAUCGUCAAACUCCGGCCCCCCGCCUUUGUAUUUAUAACCAAUACUUUUUUGGCUGGCAAACAUUAUUUUUUUUAA